Messenger RNA from Tinamus guttatus (white-throated tinamou), 1842 nucleotides. Lineage: Eukaryota; Metazoa; Chordata; Aves; Tinamiformes; Tinamidae. The record is from RefSeq and is a predicted model, not a curated record.
AUGGGGCUCAGCCUGGUGAGGGAUGGCACUGUGCUCGGGGUGCUGGCACAGGAGAUCGGCACCUUCCUGGCUGGCCUGUGGUACAGGCGCUCCUGCGUGUGGCAGAGCCUGCGCGCGGCCAGCCUGCACUACUCGCGCGUCCCGCGCCCCGCCUGGCGGGACCGGCUCCUCAAGAUGUACAUGAGCGGGCUGAGUGCCCUGCAGGUCUACAUCCCCUGGAAUUACCACGAGCCACUGCCGGGGGUUUAUGACUUUGCCGGGGAGCGGGACGUGGAAGCCUUCCUGGACUUGACGGCAGAGCUGGGGCUCCUGGUGAUCUUGCGUCCAGGACCCUACAUCUGUGCGGAGUGGGAGAUGGGCGGCCUGCCUGCCUGGCUGCUGUGGAAACCAGACAUCGUCCUGCGCUCCUCCGACCCCGACUACCUGGCGGCCAUGGACUCCUGGCUCCAUGUCCUGCUCCCCAAGAUCAAGCCCCGGCUAUACCAGUACGGGGGCAACAUCAUCAGUGUGCAGGUGGAGAACGAGUACGGGAGUUACUACGCCUGUGACUACAACUACCUGCAGCACCUCCUGGGCACCUUCCGGGCACUGCUGGGGCCCGAUGUGGUGCUUUUCACCACUGACGGCACCCGGGCGGAGGAGCUACGCUGUGGCACCCUGCCUGGCCUCUACGCCACUGUGGACUUUGGGCCAGGCUCCAACAUCACGGAGGCAUUUGGUGCCCAGCGCCUGGUCCAGCCGAAGGGGCCCCUGGUGAACUCUGAGUACUACACGGGCUGGCUGGACUACUGGGGGGAGGCGCAUGCCAGCAUCAGCUCCGCACGGGUGGCUCAGGGACUCGAGGACAUGCUGCGCCUGGGAGCCAAUGUCAACAUGUACAUGUUCCAGGGGGGCACCAACUUCGCCUACUGGAGCGGUGCUGACUUCAAGGAGGGGUACAAGCCCGUGACCACCAGCUACGACUACGAUGCACCGCUCUCGGAGGCCGGAGACCCCACUGAGAAGCUGUUUGCCAUCCGCACGGUCAUCAGUAAGUUCCAGGCCCUGCCGGUUGGUCCCAUGCCGCCUGCCACCCCCAAACACGCCUAUGGCCGUGUGGCCCUGCAGAAGUAUGCCAACCUCCUGGAUGUCUUGGAUGUGCUGUGCCCCUCUGGGCCUAUCCAGAGCCAGUUUCCCCUCACUUUUGAGGCCAUAAAGCAGGUGAGGGGCUUAGUACAGGAAGGGACUCUGGCCCCAGAGACGCCCCUGCAUUGCCUGUGUGUCCCGUGUAGUCAAGAGUACCAGGGGACGCUGGAGCGGGACGGGCAGACAGCGCUGCAGGUGACAGGCAGGGAGGGGGACAUCCUGGACGUGCUCCUGGAGAACAUGGGCAGGAUCAACUUCGGCGCCAACGUCAGCGACUUCAAGGGCCUGCUGAGGAACCUCUCCCUGGAGUCCAGCCCGCUGCACGGCUGGCUGCUCUACCCCCUGGCCAUUGACCCUGCAGUGCAGCAGGGCUGGCCCCACGCUGCCCCCCACAAGUCAAGCAGCAGGGGUAGAGCAGGACCAGCCUUCUACAUGGGGACCUUUGAGAGUCCCGGCAGCACCUGGGACACUUUUGUGAAAUUCCCAGGGUGGAGCAAGGGCCAGCUGUGGAUCAAUGGCUUCAACCUGGGCCGGUACUGGCCGCAGCGGGGGCCCCAGCAGACCCUCUUCGUGCCCAGCUCAGUGCUGCACUCUGACCGCCCCAACAACAUCACGGUGCUGGAGCUGGAGGGGGCACCUCCCGUCCCCUCCCUGCUCUUCCUCGACCAACCUCUUUUCAACAAGACCCUCAGCCGCAGCGCUGUGCCUGCAAAAUAA